This is a messenger RNA of Coregonus sp. 'balchen', 6511 nucleotides long. NCBI's taxonomy places the organism in Eukaryota, Metazoa, Chordata, Actinopteri, Salmoniformes, Salmonidae. The record is from the annotation of a GenBank genome assembly.
AUGUCCGCCGGAGGAGACUUGGGGAACCCUCUGAGGAAAUUUAAACUCGUCUUUUUAGGAGAACAGAGCGGUGAGUUGAGUCUUUUGGAACGCCUUGGAGGCUUGGUUAUCAGUUGCCAAACAUGAUAACGCAUAUUGAAGGCCAUAACUGUAUUCUUUGGUCUAUUUGAAAGUUUUCACUAUUUUCACUAAAUGUGUUGAGAGGUUGAGUCAUAUGUUAACUCAAUCAACCAAUUCACUGGUUCCUGUCACGAUUUUGUUUCUGUAGAAAAUUUGAUUAGUCAUCCAUUUCGAUCUAAAACGUCAUAAAAUAAAAUGUAGGCUAUCCUCCGCGUUUUACCGAUAUUCAUAUUUUAUUUCAACCAAUUUCUCUAUUUAAACAUGUUUUAUUGUAUUUUAGUAUCAUUGGUAUUACAGAUACAGUAAGCGACGUGAUAUACGAAUUUGGAUGUUUUGAUGUGGUGCAGUGGCCGGCAGAAAGAUUCGUUCUGUUUCAAGAUUAUAAGAACAUUUUAUCACAGUUCCAUUGUUGAUUAUAGACUUAAACAUUUAAACGGAUUAUAUGAUUAGAUAUGAUUUUUUUCCCGGUUUAAUACGGAUAAAUAGAUAAAUAGUUCCCAUGUGUCAAUUCGGGACACACCCAGGUUGGCGAUGUCUGUAGAAUUUAUAAACCUCGCAGUCACUGUCUCCAGUCACUUGACUCACAAUUCCAAACCAUAAUAUCACAAUGGUCACGAAUGUUUUGUCAGUGUCAUAACAUUAUGAUUUUUUCAAUAAUUCAAUAAUUUAGCGAACAAUGGCGGUUUACAUGGUUGAUAUGGCGUAGAGUCUAGAUCAAUAAUGGUUUAGCGCUAUAAACCUCUUAGAAUACGUGGUCAGACAUCAGGCAGUCCGAGUGGCUAUCCACCUCUGCUCGAUCAUGGUACUGAAGUAUACAAUACUAUACAUUUGGGCAUUGUAAUGGUUUAUUUAUAAUAUAAUGGAUGUGUGUGUGUGUGUGUGUGUGUGUGUGUAUCUAUGUGUGUGUCUGUGUGUGUGUGUGCAUGUGUGUGAGAGUGUGUGUGUGUGUGAGAGAGAGAGAGAGAGAGAUAGAGAGAGAGAGAGAGAGAGAGAGAGAGAGAGAGAGAGAGAAAGAGAGAGAGAGAGAGAGAGAGAGAGAGAGAGAGAGAGAGAGAGAGAGAGAAUGUGUCAUGUCCAUUCCAUAACUGAGUGUAUGUUCCUGUUUGUGUGUAUGUAAUGGUAGCUGUCAUGGCUUUCCAUAGAAAAGGAUGCUGAGAUGUAGCUGUCCAUGGCACUGUGUGUGUGUGUGUGUGUGUGUGUGUGUGUGUGUGAGUGUGUAUGUUUGUUUAUGUGUGCACAUGUGUGUUGUUGUAUUUGUAUGUAGCAGCCUAAUGGCUUUCCAUAAGGUAUGCUUUUAUGUAGCUGUCCGUGGUGCUGAUUUCAAGCCUGUAUUGGCCACUGCCCAUAGUCUGCUGUAGGCAUCGUUUUGGGCUGUGAGUGAUGAGCAUUGGGUAAUGGGAACUAAUUAGGCUGUAUUUCAGUGUACCUGUGAUUGUGUGUGUGUGUGUGUGUGUGUGUGUGUGUGUGUGUGUGUGUGUGUGUGUGUGUGUGUGUGUGUGUGUGUGUGUGUGUGUGUGUGUGUGUGUGUUUGUGUGCGAGCAUGCUUGUGCAUGCAUGCAUACAUUUAUGUAUGUAUGUAUAUGAAGUUUCAUUCCAAAAUGCUAUACAGUAUAUCAAUCUUCAGCAAUGUUGGCAAAUGAGCUUUUUUUGUUUAAAGAACUUCUGAAAGAGAUUGGUGUUUCAUGGCAUUGGGUUGUUAAAUGACACUAGAUGGUUUUAUUUCAGAGAACAAACAAUCACAUUUUGUUGCAAAACAAGAUAUAUCCGCCUCACUCUCAGAGAAAAUAGUAGCACUGCAAGAUUUUACACAGUAAAAUGUGACAAAUAAUUACACUUUUAAUAAAGAACAGUACAAAUUAUACAUUUUUGACAUCAAUAUGUUUUUUAAAUAUAUAUUUAAAUGUUUAAUCAAUACAGGAAUAUGAGAUCUGGGCUCUGGUCAAAUGUAGUGCACUAUAUAGGGAAUAGGGUGCCAUUUGGAAUGAGGCCUAACUGUAACCAAACACUAUAGCAUGAGGCUAGAUGUAUGAUGGGUUGAAUUGAUAUGUUAAAUAAACAGGAUACGAACAUUCAAUUCCAGCAAAACAUAUAUAUAUAGCGUUUUGCAACAAAACCCAUUUUAAUACACAUCUAAAAUCUAUGAAUAAAAAAAUCUGAGACCAGUAAUAUUUUACACACAAAAAGGUACCCAUAAGCAUUCAUUUCUGAUGAAAAAACACGUGUAAAAUUGGUGGAUAUCGCGUUUUGGAAAUAAACGUUUCAAUAUUCACCCCUGUGUUCUGUUCCUCUUCCAGUGGGGAAGACAUCACUUAUCACCCGGUUCAUGUACGACAGCUUCGACAACACAUAUCAGGUAAGACCUGGCUGCUUUAUUUAAUGUUCUGGUACAAACAAAUUAUAGGACAAAACGUACAGUACAAAGUACAAAGGGCAAUACAAAUGUAAUUACAGUAGAUUUCAUUCGAUUUGUGCGCUUGGCCUUCACACAAAAUAGCUUUAUAUGUCUCCUAUCUAUCACAGUACAUCCUUUCCUUUGUGAAUAACAAAAGAUAGAGGGUGACUCACUGGACCCUGUGUGCUAUUAUUGUGACUCACUGGACCCUGUGUGCUAUUAGUGUGACACACUGGACUUGUAUUGCACUAUUAUUGCUAAUAUCACUUUACUCUUGUUUUAUUUGACAGGCGACCAUUGGGAUUGACUUCUUAUCAAAGACCAUGUACCUGGAGGACCGAACAGUAAGAAACUCUGUCAGUUACCUGAAAUAAACACAGAUCAACAUGGACUACAUCAUUUACAACUUGUUUAGGACCCUAGCACCCUAACUAGUACAAUAGCACCCUAUUUGUCCUAGCAUACUACACAUGCUAACUAUACAUACUAUACAUAUUGCUACAUACUGUAGAUGAGGCAUUCAUAAAUUAGUAUGGUGAAAUGAAUUUAAAUAAACAUGUUUGUAAAGGGUUGUUGUAGUUGAAUAGUGUUGCUUAGCCAGGACUGUGGCUCAGUGGGCUUGUGUGUGUCUAGGUGAGACUGCAGCUGUGGGAUACAGCAGGCCAGGAACGCUUCAGGAGCCUCAUCCCCAGCUACAUACGGGACUCUACUGUCGCUGUGGUUGUGUAUGACAUUACAAGUGAGUGGUAAAACUCACACAACGAGCAGAACCAUAUGGAUGCACACAUACGCGCACACACACACACACACACACACUGUGCCUUGUAAUGGCCUACACUGUAAUACACAGUAACAUCCAGUAAAAAGGUACAUUAUGUAUUUCCUUCAAAAGACGUGAACUCGUUCCAGCAGACCUGUAAGUGGAUUGACGACGUUCGAACAGAGAGGGGCAGUGAUGUAAUCAUCAUGUUAGUGGGCAACAAGACAGACCUGGAGGAGAAGAGGUGGGUGAUAGUUUAUAUCUGGUGCACAUGUUAUUUAUAUAUUAGGCCUACAUACUGAAUACAUGCUGUAUACAGGUGUUCUAUCUUAAUUGACCAGUUUCUUACAGCAGGAAAAUAAUCCUGCAGCAACAGGACAUGUGAAUUAUUAUGUGGAUUAUAAUGAAUGGACAUUUUUGUAGGAGUUGAUACAUUUUUUGUUAGGACAAAUCAAGUCAGACAUUUUUGUGGCUUCUAAAGUUUGUAAGUGGAAAUUAAAAACUUUAGUAGCCUUUUUAAACCUCAAAUACACUACAGGUUUGCAUUUCCUGCUGUGCAGGAAAAUUCUCUGCAACAACAGAGUGAUCAAAUUAAGAUAGUACAUCUGUAUCUGUUUUUGAAUGCUUUGAAUUUGGAUAAUCCAAUCAAAGGGGUCUUUUGUCUGCCUUAUUUUAACUUUUUCAAUCCUUUCAAAUGGAUUACAUAUGGAUUGAAAGCAUGAACAUAAGUUACCUGAUUUGAUUUAAUGCAUCAAUUGUUCAACGCCAUUGGUUCCACAUAAACUGUUCAAGAUUUCUAGUAAGGAUUUCCCUUUAACAUCUUAAUGCAUGCUAUGGUCUGAUUCUCCCACAGGCAAAUCACUAUUGAAGAGGGAGAGCAGAGAGCCAAAGAACUGAAUGUGAUGUUCAUCGAAACCAGUGCCAAGACAGGCACCAAUGUCAAACAGGUGAUUCUUCCUAUCAAAUUUCAAAUUUCUUAAUUAGGCACUUGAUAUUUCACUUUUUUAGCUUCUUUAUUUGCUUCAAGUUUGACUCACUCAAGCAUACACACUAAAAAAGUAGGGUUCCUCAAGGGUUCUUUGGGAAAGGUGAUGGUUCUAUGUGGAACCAUACUGACCCGAAUAACCCUUUGAGCCCUUCAAUAGUGUUCUUUACUAUUUUUGUGAUAAUUAAAAUGUAUGGACUGCGGCUCAUUCGAAUAUUUUUGGGCGUGGUUUGUGCACAGCUCUUUUUGUGCAACCGUGAGUGAGAGUGUCAUUCCAGUUUAUGUAAUCUUUAUAGAACCUUAGGAAAAGGUCCUUUAUAGCAUCAUAAAGAUUCCAUUUAGAACCUGAUGAGCAUAGUUCUUUAUAGAACCUUCAAAAAAAUGUUGCAUGUAGCACCAGAAAGGGUUCUGAUAUGGUUACCAGCCAAAUAACCUUUAUUUGGCACUAUAUAGAACCAUUUGUUUUUAGUGUGUACGAUUUAUGUAGUGGAAAUUCCUUUUAGGAUGUAGUUAAAUGUUAAUUGUAUUAUAUAUUUUCAAUGUAUUUUCCUCUCGAUCUCUCCCUCUUUCUCCCUCCCUCGCUUUAUCUCUAGCUGUUUCGGCGUGUUGCAGCAGCCUUACCUGGGAUGGAGAGUUUGGACGAUGCGAACCCUGAAGGCAGUAUCCUUUAGAACAGAGAGUCAGUGAGUAACUCAACAAUCUGUCAACCAAGGCUCAGAACAGCAAAGAGAAACUCAGUGGAGAGAAAAAGUAUUUAAGUCAUUGUGGUUGCUGGCACUGUAACAAAGAAAUAAGCAGACAUAGGCAGCCAUCUUCAGUGCAGUGAACCAGUAAUAUUACAUAAUGGGUUUGUAUGGAAUCUGUAGGACAGGGGGAGAGGAUGCCCCCUAGUGACGGUAUAGCAGGGUAGCACCCUGUGCCUAGGGAAACAUAAUAAUAUAAUAUUCCAUUUAGCAGACGCUUUUAUCCAAAGCGACUUACAGUCAUGUGUGCAUACAUUUUUACAUAUGGGUGGUCCCGGGGAUCGAACCCACUACCCUGGCGUUACAAGCGCCAGUCUAUCCUUCAACAUGAUGAAGGAUAGACUAUGUGUGUGUGUGUGUGUGCGAGAGAGAGAGAGAGAGAGAGAGAGAGAGAGAGAGAGAGAGAGAGAGAGAGAGAGAGAGAGAGAGAGAGAGAGAGAGAGAGAGAGAGAGAGAGAGAGAGAUAGGAGAGUCCAUAAUGUUGCAUUAUAGUCCUCUCUGUUGACUCUUUUGCGCCACAGUUUUGUUGUUUAUAAUGGAAUAUGCAGAUAAUGUUUUAUGUAUUCCCUAAGUUUUCCUUAAUUGGACACUUUCCAGUGAUUGACAUCAAGCUGGACAAACCAGCAGAACCUACUGUUCCUGCGGGCGGGUGCUCGUGUUAAUGCAGAGCUGUUGGACAGCUUCCUUCACACCAUAGGCUUGUUGUGUUGCUUCCUACUGGUUAGCUUCCAGUUGACUUUUCUGAUUGGAUAUGGGCCACGUACUGUAUAUCUGAUUGGACGAAUCAAGUGUUAUUUCAGUCUUCAGUUGUAAAAUAGUGUAUACUUUGUCAAUAUGUAAGUGCCAGAGAAGGAUAAAAAUAAUAAAAAAAAGUUGUAGAAAAUGAAAAAAGGGAGAAAAUGGAAUGAAACUCGAAUUCUUUUCGCCGUUAUGUUUUGUAUUUUUUUAUAUAAAAGGGAAAGCACCAAAAAUGACACGUAAAUUGGGAAAAGUGGGGAAGUCCAUUUCCAAGAUGGCUACCCUGUCUGAAUAUCUGCAGCACGCAUGCACGCUGAUCUCAAGCCUACAACCCUGGAGCGGCUCAACUAACUUAGAAUGUUUUAUAUCAUAAUAAUAGCAUACUCAUAUCAACAAUGUGUCCCAUUUGAUAUUCCCCACAGGCGUUGAUUUACCAUAGAUUCACCGUUACUUACAGUACUAUAGCUGUGAAAAUGUGUCACUCUCAAUGGGCAACUUUUAUAGAACACCUGUGCUGUGGUAAAAGAAGAAGAAAAAGCCAAUGGAAUUUCACAAGCCCGCCCCCUCUCCUCCCCCUUCCUUCCUCCUUUCCCCUGUUAUACAUAUAAAGAUCUACUGUACUGCACUGCACUGUAUAUAAUAAUGUAAUAUGUAUGUUAUGAAUGUCCCUCGGUAGAAGUGGUCCUUGUUCACUGGUAUGAAUAAUGUAAUAAUGUUUAAUGAUUAAUAAAUGAAAGAUUAAAGGGCUUCACUCUCCUAACCAUCCAUACUUA